This is a messenger RNA of Chlamydomonas reinhardtii, 2984 nucleotides long. RefSeq lists its product as uncharacterized. Gene Ontology annotation, molecular function: protein-phosphatidylethanolamide deconjugating activity. Bases 229 to 2151 code for a protein of 640 amino acids. The transcript has 8 exons. The record is from RefSeq and is a predicted model, not a curated record. NCBI's taxonomy places the organism in Eukaryota, Viridiplantae, Chlorophyta, Chlorophyceae, Chlamydomonadales, Chlamydomonadaceae.
GUGCUAGCGUUGCAAUACUUUCAAUCGCGUAGGCUUCAGCCGAGUUCGAACUUGACGACCCGGGUAACUCCAAACCCCUCCGUAUGUUAAACGUGAAUCAAUUGUUUCCCGGACGCUUCCCUUCCUCGUGUGAGCGAUAGGGCAUACGCCAUGAGCAACGGAGCGUCGACGGGGACGCUCACAUACACCCAAGCUUUUAGCCUGCGAGUUGCGCAGCUCGCGUUUGGAAUGUCGCAAGCCCUUAGCCUUCGGAAGCUGUCAGAGCUUAUGCAUGGCACAACGAGCCUGUCGCAACACACGAUAUGCUUGCUGGGCAAGAGCUACGGCGAUGCUGGGACAGGCGACCAGAGCAAAGCGCUCGACGCAGAGGCGCUGGAGGCUAUGCUAGGUGACUUCCGCUCACGAAUGUGGUGCACUUACCGGAAAGACUUCCCGGCGCUAGGCCCGUCGUUGCUGACGAGCGACGUGGGAUGGGGCUGCACACUCCGCAGUGGGCAGAUGCUGCUUGCAGAGGCCAUGAUGCGCGUUGCGCUGGGCCGCGACUGGCAGCGCUGCAGCGACAACCUGGAGGCGGUGCGGCCGGUGGUGGCGGCGCUGCUGGACUGCGCGGAGGCGCCGCUGUCCAUCCACCGCAUCUGUGACGCCGGCGGGCCCGCCGGGAUUGUGCCAGGCCGCUGGCUCGGGCCCUGGAUGCUGUGCAAGGGGCUGGAGGCGCUGUUCUCGCAGCUGGCCGGAGCGCAACAGGAGCCGCUGGGGUUGCGGCUGCACGUGGCGUGCGGCGCGGGCGGCGGCGCACCUGAGCUGCACAUGGACCUCAUCCGCGCUGCGAUGGCGCCCGCCGCCCAGUCAGCGGCGACGGCGGGGACAGGGAAAGCGGGCACGGGGAAGGGGUCCGGGGCAGGCGCGGACGAGGGCACAGGCGACAAGGUGGGGCUGGAGGCGGCAGCGGGCUGCAGCACGGGGUCAGCAGGGCCGCUGCGCUGCGAGCGCAGCAGGAGUCAAGUGGAGGAGGACGUGGGCGUGGCGUGCAAGCAGCCCGAGGGCUGUGGCUGUGCCAAACAGGAAGUUCCUGUGCGGGGGCUGCCAGCGGAUUUGGGCCUGGAAGCGCACGACUGUGGGCACCCGGGGCACACCGGCACUGGCGGAGACCGUCAAGUGACGGCAUCAGGGCCAGGUGGCCCAGACGAUGCAGGGCAGAGCUCGGCGCAGGGCCAUGGCGACCGCGAGGCCGUAGCGGGGAGUCGGCUACAAGGGCCUCAGCGCACGGAAGGCACAGUGGCGGCGGGGCAGUUCUGCUCUGAACCGUGUGGCUCCCCCACUGUGGCAGAUGCGGCAGUAGCGGCACCGGGCAGCGCGGGACGGGAAAUCGCGUCGGACACGGCGCCUGAGCAGGAGAGCGCCAGCAGCAGCACCGCCGCGAGCAGCUGCUGCGGGGAGGCCGAGGACGCCGCUGCUCACGGGCGGCGGUGUCGGGGUGUGGCCGCGGGCACGUGUGGGCGCGGCCACUCGUUGCUGCUGCUGGUGCCGCUGACACUGGGCAUGGACAAGAUCAACCCCGUCUAUAUCCCGCAGCUGCAGCAGGUCCUGUCCUGGCCGCAGAGCGUGGGCAUCGUGGGCGGCCGCCCCAGCGCCUCGCUGUACGUGUGCGGCGUGCAGGACGCGUCCUUCAUCUACCUCGACCCCCACGAGGCGCAGCUCGCAGUGCGCACACCAGCAGCAACAGCAGCAGCCACCGCGGCGGCGGCCGUUGCAGCACCUGCAGGGGGGGCAGCAGCAACCGUACGAGCAGCCGCAGGGGGAGGAGGAGCAGGAGCGGGAGGGCAAGGAGGGGGCGCGACGGCUUGGCCGCCUACCGGCUGGCUGGCUGCUCCGCAGCUAGGCACCUACUUCUGUGAUGUGGUGCGGGUGCUGCCCAGCGCGCAGCUGGACCCGUCUCUAGCGAUUGGCUUCGUAUGCACAAGCUCAGCCGAGCUGGAGGACCUGUUCGCGCGGCUGCAGGCGCUGGCCACACAGCACAGCUCCGCGCCGCUCAUGACGCUCACCACAGGCAGCGGCGCGGCAGUGGGCUGCGGCUCGGACGCGGACUUUACGGAUGACGUGCUGGAGGGCGGCACCGGCCAGCAGCAGCUGGACGAAUGGGAGCUGGUGUAGUAGGAUAUGCAGAGAGUGCUUGCCGAGUAGGUGUGAUAUUGGCAAUCGAACUGGUGCUGAUGUAGAGUAAAAAUUCUUUUGGUAUUGUCGGUUGUGAGGCAGGCGCCAGCCGAGCAAUCGUGUACAACGGUAGGUCCGUGCUAGGUCCACAGUUAGGAAAGCAUAAGGGGAGGCCCACCAGUGUGUGGGCUUUUGUUCCGGACUGGAGCGAGAUGCCGUGAUAUGCUUACAAGCAAAACUUUGGUUGCGGUCAGCUGUAUGAUAAGCCGUAUGUGGUUGCGGAAUAAUCAAUUGGCAUGUGGGCCGUCAGGCAUGUCAACAAUGGUAACAUGGGCGGCAUUUGCGAUAGCGGUAACUUAGACUUGGCGCUUGCAAUCCCCGAGGCGUUGUCGAGGAGCGCACCACGAGGGACACUGUAUUCUAGACUGCGGCCUACACGGUCACUUCACUUGUAGUAAAGCAGGCGGCGGUGCAAUGGGAACGUAGCUAAGAGUUCUGAACUUCGGGUGUUCAUGGCCGCUGCAUGUAGCAGGCAGGAUGCAAGGUCGGGUUGGCAAUUGUUGAAAGACUCAUCGGCGCCGUACAUCCGUGACUACUGGUCGGCGGGUAGGCCGGCCCAGCAUGUUCCCGAUUACCGGUGCGCCUGGAAAGCUUUGCCUUUCGCCUCCGUAGCCCUUGUUGCCUUUGCUUGCAACUAUCCGGCGGCAUGGCUCUGCCAUGGGAGAGGCACGCCGGACACGUCACCCUAACCUGCUGGCGGGGCGCUAUAACACUUCUCGUGUAGGUACAGUAAUGCCCAUUCGUGCAGUUACCCCCUUUGAAUCGUUCCCUAC